Molecule: messenger RNA, 1473 nt
Organism: Colletotrichum karsti
Lineage: Eukaryota; Fungi; Ascomycota; Sordariomycetes; Glomerellales; Glomerellaceae
Exons: 4
Coding region: 1-1473 (490 amino acids)
Molecular function (GO): flavin adenine dinucleotide binding; NADP binding; N,N-dimethylaniline monooxygenase activity
Source: RefSeq, a predicted model, not a curated record
AUGCCAGGCAAGAUUCGACGUGUCGCCGUUAUCGGCGCCGGCCCAAGCGGCGCCAUCGCAACUGAUGCCUUGGUCAAGGAACAGGCUUUUGACACCGUUCGUGUCUUCGACCGGCGGGCCGUCCCGGGCGGUACAUGGAUCUACACUCCCCAUUUACCAGCUGCAAUCCCAUCAUUGCGCAAGCUUCUCGACGGAACCGCAGAUGCUCCCGUUCCUGUACCUGCCCAACUGCCAGCUCAGACCGACAAGUCCGAAGCAGUGAACAGCCACCAAGUUCGCUUCUCGGACACUGCCCAGCAUGAGCAUCUUCACACCAACAUCACCCCUGAGAUUAUGAGUUUCACGAAAGAACCGUUUCCUGAUGUCCUGACUCAGAGGAUCCGAGAGAAGUACGGUGAGGACGCUCCUUUCCGCGGCCGCGAGCAGAUUCGAGAGUGGGUGGAGAUUAUUUUCGUCAAGAACGGCCACGAGCAUCUGCUGGAAUUAAGUACAACGGUUGAGCUUGCUGAGAAGAGAGGCGAUGAGUGGGUACUCACUUUGAGAAAAGAGCUCCCUGGGAAGGACCAGUGGUGGCAGGAAACCUUUGAUGCGCUCAUAGUUGCUACUGGUCAUUACAACAUUCCAUGGAUUCCCGAUAUCAAGGGAAUUGCUGAGUAUGAUGAGAGGUUUCCGGGAAGAAUCGUCCACAGUAAGCACUUCAGGGGCUCGGAAAAGUACAAGGGCAAGAAGGUCAUCGUCGUGGGAGGAUCCGUCUCCUCGCACGAGCUUCUCCACGAAGUCCUGCCAGUUGCCCAACAUCCGGUCUACGCCUCUCUACGCGGCGACCCUAUUCCUCAUUUCGGCUGGGAACCAUUCACGCAUCCUCAUAUCUCCAUCCAGAAACAGAUAGUUCACUUCUGCCACAAGACCGGAAACAUCACAUUCGAGGACGGCACGAAAGUGAAGGACGUAGAUCAUGUCAUCUUCGGCACGGGAUACACCUUCAGCUUCCCGUUCCUACCGCAAGUUCAGGAGCGCCUGUUGCAAGCUGAUCGUCGGUUGCCGGGGGUCUACUACCAUACUUGGGACAUCGAAGACCCAACUCUCGCUUUCCUGGGCAUGUGCGGAGGCGGCUUCACGUUCCGUCUCUUCGAGUGGCAAGCUGUUGCUGUUUCUCGUCUCCUUGCCGGGAGAGGAAACAAAUUGCCGCCCAAAGAAGAACAAAAGGAGUGGGAGAGAAGGCGCGUGGCCGAGCUUGGGGGCGGUAAGGCAUAUUACACUAUUGCGCCCGACUACAAGACUGUGUUUGAGUAUUUCAGAUCCGUUGCCGGAGAGCCAGCGCCGGGUACGACAGGUCGAGUGCUGCCCCCAUUUGAUGAUAAUCUUUUGGAAAUAUGGGCUACCAUGGGCACUGCAAAGACCAAAUCCUGGCAGGAUUCGAGGGAAAAGGCCCAAGAAGCACUGGAAAACCAGACGAUUAGGCCUCGACUUUAG